AUGCCCAAAGGAGUUGUAAUCGUUGAAUUUUAUGCAAAUUAGAUUAAGUCCUCCUUUUAAAAAUGGUUGGUCUUAUUCUCAUAUUCAAUAAUUGCGUAUUACAAUUUAAAAUAGUUUAAGAAUGGCUAAUGUAAUGUAAUUGGUAAGUUACAGUCCAAUUUGGGAAUCAGCAGCAAUAUAUUAUGGAAUACCACCAUAAGAUUUAUAAUGGAUAGGAAAUAUGAAUUAUAUCACCUUUUUUGUUUUGGCUCCUUUUUGUAUAAAGCCAUUAUUAGUAAGAUUGGAUAUUAGUAUGCAUUUGAUAGGAGUCAUAAGUGCCCUAGGGUAUGAUGGUUUUAAAAUAUAAUUUGAAGGGCAUGGAUAAUAUGGAUUGGAGGAUAAUCAUAUUUAAUGACUAUGAUAGGUUUAUUUAUAAUUGGAAUUAGUGAUGCUAUGAUAUUAAUAGUUCCAGUUUGUAAUUAAAUUGUAAAUAAUUAAGUUCUCUCUGAAUAAUGGUUUUCUAUAUAUAUUAGAGAUUGUUGGCUACUAGUCUAGGUAGUUUUUUUUAAUAUAUUGGAAUGGCAUUUGCUUAUGGAUUUUCUUCAUUUUAUUUUGAUAUAACAGAUGAACAGAGUAUUGUAAAUACAAAAAUAAAUGAAAUGAAUUUGAUGAUUGCCAUCUUUAAUACAGUUGGAGCAGUUCUCUUUUUUAUGUUUUUCAGAAAUAGACCUCCUCAUCCAGCUUCAAAUUCAGAUGUAUCAUAUCUAUAAAUAUAUAUAUAAAGAAUAUAGUAAAAGAUACAAUUUGGAAAUCUACUGUGAAAAUGUUAACAAAAGAAGAAUCAGUAAUUGAUUUAUUAUCUUUAGGAAUUUGUAAAUUUAUUAAAUUAUUAAAAGUUAUUGAAUUAGGUUGGGUGUAAACAACUAUUAUAUCUUUUGAAUUGUAUCCUUUUGGUUAUACACAAGUAUUUGAUUAAGUUAUAAAUUUUAGGCUGAAGUUGCAAUCAAUGGAACUGUUUAUUAGAUUUCUGGAGUGGCAGUUGGUUUAUGGGCUUCGAUCAAAUUAGAUUCAUAAGCUAAAUAGGGAAUAUAACCUGAUUAUGACAGAUAUAUUAAGAUAUUUACAAGCAUAGGAAUGAUCACAUUGAUUUUAGAAGCAUUUAUCAUCGAAUAUUUAGAAUUCUGGAUGUUGCUUUUUGUUAAUUUUGCCAUGGGGAUGUGGGUCUCAAUUCUUUUUAUCCUAUAGCAAUAUAAGCUUAUAUUGAGAAACUAUACCCUGCUUCUGAAUUAGUAUUGGUUACUGGAUUAUUGUGUUUAGUAAAUGUAUUUAUUAAAAUAAUAUUGAAAGAUGGUUGGAUUUGAAUUGAAUUACUUAAUUGUUUUACCAGAAUUUGAAUAAUUUGGAUUAUGGAUAGGAUGUUUGACAAUUACUCCAGGAUAUUUAUAUAUCUUGUUAAAUUAUAAGACAAAAUAUUGA
Paramecium pentaurelia is the source of this 1455-nucleotide messenger RNA. The record is from the annotation of a GenBank genome assembly. NCBI's taxonomy places the organism in Eukaryota, Ciliophora, Oligohymenophorea, Peniculida, Parameciidae.